Molecule: messenger RNA, 2166 nt
Organism: Hylaeus volcanicus
Lineage: Eukaryota; Metazoa; Arthropoda; Insecta; Hymenoptera; Colletidae
Exons: 13
Coding region: 213-1394 (393 amino acids)
Biological process (GO): protein polyubiquitination
Cellular component (GO): ubiquitin ligase complex; nucleus; cytoplasm
Molecular function (GO): ubiquitin-ubiquitin ligase activity
Source: RefSeq, a predicted model, not a curated record
UGCCCUCCACUCCGUCCUUUCCAUCGGACCCCAUUGUUCCCGCUAUAUUCAAAUCUUUGUCUUUAAUAAAUGAAAAAAAACUAGCUGAAUUCUUUCUUUUCAUUUUCCGAUCCGACGAUAUUAUUCGUAACCCACACUGUCGUUGGUCAUGUGGAUAUGAACCCUUCUCCGAGCUCCAUGGUCAUUUCUACUUUGGAGUUCGCGUGGAUAAUAUGGACAUAGUGAUUCAGCAUUUAAUUCCAACACUUGUCAAAGCGUUUAUAGAUGCACAAAAAGAUGGUUACUACGUUCGUCUUCGUCGGAGAUUAUCAUUUACUGUACAUCUUGGAAGAUUAUUAGAAUUAAACGCAUUUAUUGACUCGUUAAAACAAUUUGUCACCAACGCACAAACAAAUGAAACGUUCAUUAAGUUUAUGGCGAUGUUAGUUGAGUCUAUGACGUGGCUACUAGAAGAAGGCAUGUCUGCUUUAGCUGAAGUUAAAAAACGAGAAAAAUUUCAAGUAAGUACUGAUUCGCAAGAACUUUUGGAUACGAACCAACAGUUGCCAUCUACAACAACUGCAUCAGCGAAUGACGAACAAAGAGCCAAUAAUGCUAAUGAUGAAUUCGAUACACAAAGCAUUGAUCAAGGGCACAAUGUUUCUGAAAUUCCUUUUCAACAGCUGGAACGUUUAUGUAAAAGUCUGACUGAUGCGGGCCUAAGAACUAUUCAAGUUGUCGCAACUAUAGCGAAAAUUUUUGGAGAUAUCAUUGUUGACUCUCCGAUUUUGUUACUGCAAGUGACGACUAGUCUUAAUUGCUGUUUGGAACAUCUUAUUGGGCCUCGAUGUUUAGAAUUAAAAGUUUCUUGUUUUGAAAAAUACAAUUUUGACCCGAAGGCUCUUUUAGCUACAACUAUUAUGAUUUAUAUAUCUCUAGCGUCAUUUGACACUGACACCAAGGAAAAAAUCAUACAUUCUGUGUGCAAUGAUACACGGUAUUUUAAAAAAACAGUUUUUAAAAAAGCGUUCUAUAUUGCUAGUCGAGAAGAACUAUUAUCCUCCAAGCAUUUAGAAACAUUUUCCGAAAUUAUUUUGCUUUUGGAAAAAACAUCUGAUAUACUUAAUGCAGAAGAGAAAUGGCUUGAAGAGAUUUGGGAUGAAAUACCGGAUGAGUAUAAGGACCCAAUUAUGGACAAUCUAAUGGAGGACCCCGUAAAAUUACCUACAUCGGGUCACAUUAUGGAUCGUAAAACGAUUGAGCGGCAUUUAAUGACUGAGGAAUUUGAUCCGUAUAAUCGUAUGGCCCUCAAGUUUACUGAUCUUAUUCCUCAAGAUGAACUACGUUUGCAAAUAAAAGAAUUUGUAAAAAAAAAAAGAAGUCAUUACUCUUCUCAGAAACUUAAUACAAUUUAAUUCGUAUUUUACCUCUAUGUUAUUAUGACAAGUUUUUUCUUUAGCUUUAGUAGAUAAUUAGUUUGACACAAUUAUCACGAAAUUGCUUUUUGUGAUUAAAAAUUUAUCUCGUGAUGUAAUCAAAAAUAAACAUUUUCAAUGCAGUUUUAUCUUAAUUUUUUUACUAGUGUAUUAAAAAAAAUUCGUUUUUUUCAAAGCUUUCAUUACGCAGCAUAAUUUUCGUUCAUUCACCAAAAACAUUGUCGAAAUACAGCAAAACCAUUACUAAUAUUAUUUUACCAAUGCAAUUUUGAAAAAUUGUAAUCACACUCUCUAUCAUCUCAAUACAGUUGUUAUAUUAAUUUAAUGUAUUUCCAGUAUUUAAAUACUAAUCCUUUUCUCUAACUUGGUGAUAGUCGAAAAAGAAUAAAAGCUUAAUCUGAAAUUUCUUAUAAGCUUUGAUCGUUAUAACAAUUUAGAAUUGCUUUUAGUAAGCAAUUGUAUUUUGUUAUAAUAAAGCAAUAGCGAAUGUGAAGUGAUGGUGUUUACUACUGCAAUGUUGUAUGAGUGCAUCAUUUUAUUAGAUACAAUGUAACUCCAAGACGAAUUAUUUUCUUUCAAAAAUUUCUUCUAAUUUUAAUGGUCAGUAUUUUUUUAGAUGUGUCUAAAAAAUUAAGACGGAGUAAUUAAAAAAAAAAUGAUUUAAAUCAUAACAUUUUCAACGUGUUCAAAGAAUUUUACAAUAAAUAAUCUGCCUUUCUUUGUGUUACAAUGGAACACUAAUGGUUAUAAA